AUGCCGGGCGAUCCGCCCGCCUGGAGCCCCGCGCCGGCACAGGCACAGGCACAGGCACAGGCACAGGCACAGGCACAGGCGGCCGCGCUGCUGGAGGAGGCGGCGGAUCUGCUGGUGCUGCACCGGGACUUCGCCGCCGCCGUAGAGAAGUGUGAGGCGGGCUGCGACAGCUUGGCAGCCGGUGCCGGGCCCGGGCCCGGCCCCGAGAGUUCUGCAGAAGUGAAAUGCUCCCUUUGUGUUGUGGGGAUUCAGGCGCUGGCUGAGAUGAACCGGUGGAGGGAAGUUCUGUCUUGGGUCCUACAGUAUUACCAUGUCCCUGAACAUCUGCCUCCAAAAGUUCUGGAGCUGUGUAUCCUGUUGUACAGCAAAGUGGGAGAGCCCCAGGUGAUGCUGGAGGUUGGCAGCAGCUGGCUGAGAGACCAAACCAACAAGACCCUCUCUGAGUACGGUUCCCUGCUGGAGCUCUAUCUGCUGCAAGUGCUGCUGCCACUCGGCCGGUUUGAGGGCGCAGAAGAACUUGUCUGUGGUUGUGACGUGCUGGACAGCGAGCAGCAGCUGGCAUUCCUUGGCACCAUUGGCGAGAGCCGGUGUCAGUGGAGCCAGCAGGAAGAGAGACGCUCAGCAGCUGAAGAGCAGCACGAUGCGGCAACAGAAAGUGUUUUGGGAGCUCUGUCCCAGAAGCUCUUGACCAUGUUGAAGUUGCUACGUAGAGCACUGAGGUCCAUGUCAAGCCACUUCUAUUUACUUCCUUACAAGAAGAUGCUCUUCGCUACUUUUCUGCUGUACCUAGUGGUGGUGAGAUUAGACCCAGCUUCUCCCACAUCACUGCCAUUCGUUUAUAAACUGGUCCAGCUCUUCCGACAGGCUUGGGCAGCUGUCCUUUCUCCAAUCCAUAAGCCUGCAAUUCGAGAAUAAGUGUCUUCCAUCAGUAAAAGUGUCAGCUUGUCUGGAGGCUGUUACCAGGCUCUUUGAGGACUGUUGAAAUCUGAGAUGACCAACUGUGGACUCCUGGGUGGUGAUACCUUAAUUUCUUCAGACAGGGAAUUUAAAACCACAACAAGUAUUCUCGACAUUUUUCUUGGCCCUGUCUAACACCAGGGAAAGCCACACCUUCCAUUAUUUACAACUGAAUAAGAACCCUCUUUUUCAAACCCUUUGCUUUGGAUGUAGCUCUUGAAUGAGGUUUGUGUAGCCAGUUAUGAACUAUGGAAGACGGUUUCAUCCUUGUAAAUGCUGAGCAGUUCUCUGAACAAGUGAAAUAGUGUUCCUGGAGGCAUGACUGUAAAAAUCAGUGGAGUACCAGUGAUUUGGGGGAAUAUUCUGUUUUGCCUGAAGGCAUUUGAAAAGCCCAGUUCCUGCAGCAUGGGAUUUAGGACAAGCAUGUGAAAGAAAAACACUGGAGAAACUGAAGCCUAUUGCAUUUUGAAGGCCGUGUUUCCCCUUGUGACUGAUGCCUCUUUACAUAGGCACACUGGAUUUUAGUCAUACAUAAGCCAGAAAGCCAUGCUGGUGGGCCACAAAGACUGUUAGCACCUGCUGUACCUGCUCUUCCUAAAUGCAAAUUACAGCACUUUGUGCUUGCCUGAUACAUAGUGAUUCUUAGAAGCACGCGUUGGUGGUAAGGAAAUAGAUUUAUUUUUUUAAACUAUAUUCUAUGUUAUUGUCUAGUUGAACAACUGAAGUUGUUGCAUUGUUUUACUCUUUCCCUACCUCUUGCUUUGUUUAUGUAGACUUCAAAAAGUCUCUGUAUGUCUAGAGUUGCCCCCCCGGUAUCCAAAGUUAGAUGGGAGCCAUUUAGCAAUGAUCUGUCAUUUAGAACAAAAGUUUAUUUUUAUAGAAAGAGGUACUUCUCUGAGAUCCCAAGGUCUUCCCCAGGUCAGUGGCAAGAAAAUCAGUCCACCUGAAGAUCUGUCACCAGACCAAGUCCGUUUCUGACCACUUUGGGGCAGAAAUUGGAGGUUUGGGGUAGAACAUUAUUUUCUCCUCCAUCCAUUGUGGAUUGACAAAAGGUAAAUUCCAAAGGGAGAGCACUGACCUAAAAAAACAUUGCUUUCAGCCAAUGUAGAUCCCAGUGUGGUGUCUUAGCGCAGUAGUGCCCUUUGUCUUUAGCAAUAACCAUAUUCCGAGGUGGUGGCUGUUCCUGUUUUCUUCACAGGGAUGGCCUGUUGGCACCUUUAGGCUGUGUGUGACCUGUUGCUUUGCUGUCUACCAGGAACUACACGUUGAUAACAGUCCCAUCUGCAGUGCUAAAAACAGUUGUCUGUUUCAUCUUAAAUUAUCCCAAUAAGCAAAACACUCUAGCAUUACUGUCAGACAAACUGGGCCAGGUCACUCAGGAAUGCAGUAAUGACCUUGCCAAGGUCUCAAGAAUAAAACCAAAACCAAUCCCAUAUCCCGCCCCAGAGGUUUUGCCUCUGCCCGGAUUCUACACCAGGGUAAGUAGCACAUUGUGCUUCACAAAAUGAAGAAGUUAUUUGUUAUACACUCUGCACGCAUAGGGAAGAACCGCCUUUGAUAUUGCUAAAUGGUUCCUGUAAUCCAACUAUAAGUGUAGUUACAGUUCUGCAACCAACAGUUGAUGGGAAACCAGAUAGAGUAAAACACAGAAGUUAUAUCUGGAGUUGAGCUCUUUCAAGAAAUGACCAGGAUGUGUCUACUGGCUCCUUGCUUUGCAAGGCCUCACCUUAAGUCCUUUGUAAGCCAGUUGACCAAAUAGCAAACUUCACCCUGAAGUCAGGACAAAUUCUCGCCAAACUGACUGUGUAGGUAAGGAACAGUUUUCGCUCUGGUCUUCUAGCAACAGUCUCGGAAGUUGGGACCAGUGGUUUCAGCAGGCCAUAUGUAGUGUUUAGAACACUGUUAAAUGUUGUAGGCACUCCUUUACCAGGACUUUGACAUUCAACUUUAAAUGUAGGUUGUUAACCCUAACUUUUUUUGAGUCCUACUGAUUUAGUGUUUGCGUUGUACUUAAUUCAUCACGAGAGGGCAAAAAGGCAGAAAUAAGCUAUCAGGGAUUUUUUGCAAUUGAUACUGAAGCUGCGAUAUUUAGUUUUCAUAAUAAAUUGACUACUGAUUUACC
Molecule: messenger RNA, 3079 nt
Organism: Empidonax traillii (willow flycatcher)
Lineage: Eukaryota; Metazoa; Chordata; Aves; Passeriformes; Tyrannidae
Gene: PEX26
Product: peroxisomal biogenesis factor 26
Exons: 5
Coding region: 1-915 (304 amino acids)
Biological process (GO): protein import into peroxisome matrix; protein import into peroxisome membrane
Cellular component (GO): peroxisome; peroxisomal membrane
Molecular function (GO): protein-containing complex binding; ATPase binding
Source: RefSeq, a predicted model, not a curated record